Sceloporus undulatus (fence lizard) is the source of this 3794-nucleotide messenger RNA. RefSeq names its product canopy FGF signaling regulator 1 (gene CNPY1). Bases 215 to 766 code for a protein of 183 amino acids. The transcript is spliced from 6 exons. The record is from RefSeq and is a predicted model, not a curated record. Lineage: Eukaryota; Metazoa; Chordata; Lepidosauria; Squamata; Phrynosomatidae. Gene Ontology annotation, cellular component: endoplasmic reticulum.
CAUCCACAGCAGAUUCAGCUCCUUUGCUGAGAUCUAUAGCAAUGAGAAGAGCCCUGUGCUGAAGUGGGGUGGGGGAAAGAGCAAGCCUUGUGGAUGAACAGCAAGGGCUGUGAGGGCGUGCCAAAGCUGCCCAGUCUGAAUUUUACAGCUGUGUAUAGUACAGUUUGAGCUGAGCAGAGGCUGAAAUCUUGCAAAGUAGACUGGUGGAUGGGGCAUGGCUGUACUCCACUUGGUGUUGUCACUCUCACUGCUGCUCACUCUGUUUGGCAACACUGUAAAAGGACAGAGAGACCCAGAAGUAUUCUGCGGAGCUUGUAAAGCCCUUGCAGAUGAACUGGCCUAUGACAUAAAGAAAAUCGGCCCAAAAAGGACUGUGAAUUCGGGGACCUAUCGAAUCAACCCCGACGGCACACGAGGGAAGAAAAAGAUUCCUUUUGCAAAGUCAGAGACCUUCUUAACAGAUGUUUUGGAAAAGAUAUGUGAGCGGAUGAAUGAUUAUCAACUCCAAGAUGACCCGGUAACUAAGAAAAAGAUAUUCAAGAGAUAUGCUCCCAGGAAGGAUGAGCCAAUCUAUGCAGAAUAUAAAAAAUACUUCUUUUAUUCUGAUGCUUAUAAGCCCUUGAGAUAUGCGUGUGAAACUAUCAUAGAACAGUAUGAAGAUGAAAUAUUCUCACUUAUCGCCCAGGAGGCAGACUUUCUGGCUGACAAGCUGUGCAUUGAAAAAUCAGGUCUUUGUGAAAAGCCCGAAAUGCACAGUGAACUUUAGAGAAACAGCAGUCUGCUGUUAUUACACGUGAAGAGAAUCAAAUGAAAUAUCCCUCCAGCUCUGCCUUCCAUUAACCUUCAUCUUUACUUGCUUUAAAAAAUAAUAAUAACCCACCUAGACUGAGAUAUUGCUGCCUGUGCCAUUUGUUGAUGACAGUAGACUAGGACUUCCAUAACUGUAAUGGGUUAAUGGCGAACACUCUUCAAAUUAUAAGGUAGUUCCACUAGUUAUAUUCACUUCUGAGAUACCCUGUAACUAUUAGCUAGUAUUAGUAAACAUAUUAGUUCAGUGGCAGUUGUUUAUACCUUAACAAAACAUGACUGAACAUGUUACCUGUGCCUUAUGAUUCUUUCACUUUUGUCAAUAGGUAGUUUUCAAAAACAGAAGAACCAGCCUUUAAACGCCAACAGUUAAGGGCCAACACAUCAUAGUCCUGUACCAUCACUGGUAUAAUAACACAGAUUUCAAUGGAGCUACACCAGUUCAUGUAAAUGCUGGCUUUUGCCAUUUGCUCUAGGUGGCUCCAUAGCAGAAGGUAGUGCUUUUCUAAACUCCUAAGUAAUCAUUUAAAAGCAAUGUGUUGUCGAGAAAUCUGUUUUGAUUAGGAGUAAACCAUCUCCAUAGCAUUUUGUGGCAAAUUCCAAGCUGGAUUUUGGCAGAGAUUAUGUUACAAGAGACAAUCCAAUAGCAGAGUAUCCUAUUCAAUGGUAAACUCCAAGCAGUCCAUAAGGCAGCUGUUUAUGUUUCUUGCAAUCAAAACAAGCAAAAUGGUGGAAUUUAAUGUGGUUAUCAUAAUAGGUUGCAAUCAGAUUGUAAGUGGCCUGCUUCAGUGGGGAAAUGUCUGUGUGCUCCUGACGUUUCUUGCACCAGGAAGCCGUGUCUAAUAAUUUCCUUUUUGAUUGGAAGGUCUUUUAUUACUAAUCCACACAAUGUGUUUGUUUAUAAUUUUCAGUAUGUUGUAAUGUAAAGCUCUCUUUCAUUCCAUACUUCUUGGUUGUAAUAACUACCGAAGUUUUCUCACUAAAUGGUUAAAAAUAUAAGGGGCUGUUAAAAUAGCCCAUUCUUAAAAAAUAAGAUGUUAGCACUGAACUUUCAUGUAUUCAUAUAAUUAUGCUGUGUUUUUAAAGAAUAACUCUCCAUACCUGUCUGGUUUGAAGCACCCUUUAUUCUUUGCAAUUUUCUUCCCAUGCUAUUACAUAUCUUAAUAUUUCCAAAAAUUUAAACUAGCAGUGUGUUCUUUUGAAACCAACAGGACUUACUUUUAUAUUUAGGAAUCACUAAAUAGGCGUAUUUGAGCCAAGUACAAAUUCAUGGUCCUUUGAGUCACUGCAGACUUUUAUUAAUUUGGUUUUACUGGAGCCAGUAAUCCACUUUAUAUCUUUACCAGGAUUUCUGCUGCAUGGUUUACAGUCCUUUCCACAAGUCUUAUAAGUCACAGAUGAUGGAUUAACAAUGACUGGCAACCUGAUCUUGAAAAUGUUACUUGGGAGUAAGCCCCACUGACAUCAGCGAAUGUACUUCUUAAGGAAUGUGCUGAGUUAGGGCUGGGUCUCAUCCUCACAGCAGCAAACCAAACUACGUUGGCUUACAUGAAAAUGAUACCAAGCCAUGACAAAGAUAACUGCACUGGGUUACAGCACAACUGGACAUCAGAGCCAUAGGGCAUAGCCCUCAGUAAACUGACUUGAAAACAAGACCUGUUAAAACAGUGGGACUUACUUCCAAAUAAUGGCUUUAGAAUCAGUGAUGGGUUGUCAUCCUGCACCAACUCCCAUAAAAAUAUAAGCUCUUUGUUUCUAACUGGAUCUGGGGUUGAUGCCUUAAUAUUUUUCCUAGUGGGGUGUUUUUCUAGUGAAAUCUUCUCACUUCCGCCACCACCCACCCCCAUUCUUCCUUUGUCUUCUUGAAUAUUCUUUCUUUGUCUUGUCUUGAACUUUCUAUUGUCUACCUCGGAAAGUGGCAUUCACUUACUUUCUUUCAUUUAAAGCACACAUUUUUUUGCUAAUUAGUCUGGUUUCUAUUCUUGUGAUUAAUACACCCGUUGGUGGGAGGACUUUUAAUUUUGACAUGCCACGAAUGUGCUCAGCAAAUACUGGGGAGAUGAAGAAGAAACAGAGAGGUUUCCAGUUGGCUUCAUUUAGACAAAUAGAGCUGGAAACCCUGUCCCUAUUCAUGGUGGAUGGAAAAUUAGAUGGUAAAGGGUCGAAUUGCUUCCUUCACACUUCAUGGAAUCCUAUUGAUUUUUAGGAUGAAGAUAAGGAAAGAACUUGCCCAAAAUCUAUAUUUUAUAUAUAUUAAAAAGGACUAUAAUCAACUUCAAAUCUCAUCAGCUUAUUUUAAUUAGUGAGAAGUGGUCUCAGUAUCCCAAUUAGUUUGGGGAAUGGUAAACCUUUGUGGGUCCCCUCCCUGCUUUCAAAGGGGGAGAACAGCUGUUUUCGUGGAGUGUCCGAAAGUCAAGGAAAAGAUGGAGUCAGUGAUUUUUUUUUAAAAAAGGCACAUAUGACCACACUAAGUAAACCAACUGAAGGUGUCAAUAGUUAAAGCCAUAAUUGUUAUCUAUCUCUGCUAGUACUAGUAAUCUUCAAUGCUUUUGUUUACUGUUGUCAGUAUCGAGAUGAAAUGUUGAUGUUUGUGUUGUCUUAAAGACCUACUUUUAGCCCUUUGAUGCAGGGCUUGUGCUUUAUUUAUUGGGUAAAUACUGGGGAUCUUUUACGAUAGACUUCUGUGCUUGCAGGGUAUGAAUGAAAAUCUAACCCCACGUCUGCUUUGCUUAUCGUUGUAUCUCCAGUACCUUCAUACUGUCUGGCCAGCACUGACAAGUCAGUGCAAUUUUGAUUGGGUUAGAAGGCAAAAUCUAUGAACUGAUCAUUGGGUCUGAAUGUUGGGUCUUCCAGAUGAUUUCUUCACAGAACCAGAAGACUUUCAAAGCUAUCUUCUACAGCUAUAAUGGACAACUAAAAGGCCAUUGCAGCCUUAGGAAAUGGCUGCCCUGAUCCACCUAUCUGCCAAUAAUUCUACAAGGACACAG